Exophiala xenobiotica is the source of this 1609-nucleotide messenger RNA. RefSeq names its product guanine deaminase. Bases 116 to 1531 code for a protein of 471 amino acids. Gene Ontology annotation, biological process: guanine metabolic process. The transcript has 2 exons. Gene Ontology annotation, cellular component: cytosol. The record is from RefSeq and is a predicted model, not a curated record. NCBI's taxonomy places the organism in Eukaryota, Fungi, Ascomycota, Eurotiomycetes, Chaetothyriales, Herpotrichiellaceae. Gene Ontology annotation, molecular function: guanine deaminase activity; zinc ion binding.
GUGUGUCGCCAUUAGACCUGUUUGUGUUUUGCUCUCGUGUUUCCUUUCCUGUUCUUCUUGGCUUACUUUCUCUUGCUCCUCUGUGUUGACGUUGGGAUUAGAUUGUGCGGGUAGAAUGGGACAAGAAACAAUCUAUUUCGGGCGGUUUGUUUCGGCGCCUACGCCUGACGAGCUACUCAUUCGAACUGGCGCUGUUCUCGUGGAUAGCAAGAAUGGUAAAGGCGUGAUCACGAAGGCAGAUUGGACGAUCGAUGGUCCCAAUGGUGCUGUUAGCAAGUUCGGAGUUGAGGCGCCUGUGGUGAUGCCUAAGGACAAUGGCUUCUUCUUUCCUGGGUUCAUAGACACACACAUUCAUGCUUCGCAAUACCCUAACGUUGGUAUAUUCGGCAAGUCGACACUGCUGGACUGGCUCACGACCUAUACGUUCCCUCUAGAAUCUUCAUUCGGGAAUGUCAAUUCUCCCAUGUACAAAGACUCAAUUGAGCCUCCCGAUCCACUUGCUCGGGCGAAGAAGGUAUACAACAGACUCAUCAACCGGACUCUGGCGCAUGGUACGACAACCGCUUCGUAUUAUGCAACUAUCCACGUGGAAGCGACAAAUUUGCUGGCUGAGAUAGCCUUUAAGAAGGGACAGCGAGCAUACAUUGGACGGGUCUGCAUGGAUCGGCCGGAGACAUGCCCGGAUUAUUACCGUGACGAAAGCACGGAACAGACGAUGGCGAAUACCAAAGCCAGCAUCGACUACUGCAGAAGUCUAGAUCCUUCGGGGGAACUUUUGGCACACAUCAUCACCCCCCGAUUCGCGCCUAGCUGUUUACCGGAGACGUUGACUCAGCUCGGCGCAUUGGCGAAGGAAGAGGACCUCAGAGUGCAGACGCAUAUCUCGGAGAACCUUAAUGAAGUCAAGCUGGUCAAGGAGCUGUUCCCUGAGCAAAAGAGCUAUGCUGAUGUGUACGACCACCAUGGACUGCUAACACCAAAGACGAUAUUGGCUCACGCUGUUCAUCUGAGCAAGGAAGAGAUGCGCCUGGUGAAAGAGAGGAAAGUGAAAGUCAGUCACUGUCCCGCGAGCAAUAGUGCAUUGGGAAGUGGGUUCUGUCCGGUGCGGGAAUUGCUGGAUGAAGGUAUCGAGGUUGGUCUGGGCACUGAUGUUAGUGGUGGGUACAGUACGAGCAUACUUGAUGCCGUGAGAAACGCGUGUAUGGUGAGCCGGCAUGUUGGGUUCCUCAACGAAGGAGACAGCCGGUAUAACCUUGGUGUGGCAGAAGCAUUGUGGUUAGGGACGAUGGGUGGAGCGAAAGUUGUGGGCAUGGAAGGACGUCUCGGCGGGUUCGCAGAGGGCAUGCUGUGGGAUGUACAGGAGAUCAACUUGGGUGAUGUUGACGUACGAGGUCAAGGCGGGGAUACUGAUGUCGACAUCUUCGGAUGGGAGAACUGGGAGGAGAGGGUCGCUAAAUGGGUGUGGAAUGGGGAUGAGAGGAACGUCAGGAGAGUAUGGAUUGGCGGAAAAUUGGUCCAUGAGAGACGGUGACCGCUUUCACUGGUCUCCAUCCUGGGUCUACCCGUAACUUGGAGGACCUGAGGACAUUCAGCAUUGCUUAUAGGCGGC